Messenger RNA from Anopheles merus, 1735 nucleotides. RefSeq names its product probable cytochrome P450 304a1. Gene Ontology annotation, molecular function: oxidoreductase activity, acting on paired donors, with incorporation or reduction of molecular oxygen; heme binding; monooxygenase activity. The coding region runs from base 35 to 1588 and encodes 517 amino acids. The transcript is spliced from 3 exons. Lineage: Eukaryota; Metazoa; Arthropoda; Insecta; Diptera; Culicidae. The record is from RefSeq and is a predicted model, not a curated record.
CCGAUGCCCGAACCGGUUCAGUUACCGACACAAGAUGUUGGCCACCACAACGCUGCUCCUGUGGGGCGUCGCGAUCUCGCUGCUGCUGUACGCCCUGGUCCGGCCGCUAAAUGCCCGGCCGGGCAAAAACUUCCCACCCGGGCCGCCCGGCCGGUUUCCCUUGCUGGGCGAUUACGGGCUGCUGCUGCUGAUCAACUAUCGCCACCUGCACAAGGCGGCCCUCGUGCUGGGCGAUUACUAUCGCACCAAGAUACUGGGCAUCUCGCUCCGCGACUAUCCCUCGAUCGUGGUGAACGAUCUGACCGUCGCGAAGGAGGUGCUCAACCGGAAGGUAUUCGACGGCCGGCCGGAUCUGUACUUGGCGCGCAUCCGCGACCGGGACUACAACCGGCGCGGCAUCUUCUUUACCGAUGGGCCGAGCUGGAAGGAGCAGCGCUGGUUCAUACUGCGCUACCUGCGCGAUUACGGGUUCGGGCGCCGCUUUCCCCAGCACGAGGCGGAGGUGAACAGUGAGCUGCUGGUGUUGAUCGAUCUGCUGCGGUACGGGCCGAAGCACGGGCACGAGCGGGCAAUCGUGCGGGACGACGGGUACGCCAAGUGUCCGAAUGUGCUGUUCAGCUGCUUUGCCAACGCGUUCCUGCAGAUCGUGUCCGGCGAGCGGCUGUCCCGGGAGGAGACCGGUGUGCUUUACGAAACCGGCGCGAAUGCGAUGGUGUUCCAGCGGGAGGGCGAUGACUACGGCACGAUUCUCAGCUACUUUCCGAACCUGCGCUACAUCUUUCCCUUCUCGCGCAAGUUCCAGCGCAUCCGCCAGGCAAGCAUGAAUGUGAACGGCUUCAUCGAGACGAUCAUCGACAAAUAUUUGCGCACGUUCGACGAAAACCAUGUGCGCUGCUUUCUCGAUCUGUACUUCCGGGAGAUGGUGAAGUGCACCCCGCAGGAACCCAACUUUACCUUCCAGCACGAUCAGCUACUGCUCGGGCUGGUCGAUUUCUUCUUUCCCGCCAUUUCCGGUGCGACGACCCAGAUGGCCCUGCUGUUUGAGCGGCUCCUGCACAACCCGUCCGUCAUCGAGCGGAUGCAGCGGGAAAUCGACGAAGUCGUCGGACACGGCCGGCUGCCCACGCUGGACGACCGUACCCAGCUGGCGUACACGGAGGCAACGCUGCGGGAAGCGAUGCGCAUCGACACGCUCGUACCGUCCGGGAUUGCGCACCGCGUGCAGGAGGACACGACCCUGCGCGGGUACGAGCUGCCCAAGGACACGCUGGUGCUGAUCGGGCUGGAUGCGAUCCACAACCAGCGGGAGUACUGGGGCGAUCCGGAGCGUUUCCGGCCGGAACGGUUCCUGGACGAGCACGGGCGGCUAUCGCUGGCGAAGGAUCUUUCCGUACCGUUCGGUGCCGGCAAGCGGCUCUGCGCCGGGGAAACGUUUGCGCGGAACAUUAUGUUCCUGACGCUGGCGGCGCUGAUGCAAAACUUCAACAUACGGCAGCCACCGAAUGCCCGGCUGCCGGAUAUGAGCAAACGGAACACUGGCGUCAUUAUUGCGCCGGAAGAUUUUUGGUUAAAGUUUGAGCCACGAUAAGUGGUUAGUUAAAGAGGGGAGAUUUUAUAGGCAUUGUAAGAAAGUAUGUUAUCAAAGUAUCUUGUAUUCUAACUAUUGUCGAAACAUAUAGCAAAAAUAAGCAAUUUAAUAAAUAAAAACAAAACAUUAAAAUGGGAAACACGUGAA